GGGCGGUGUUAAGGCGGAGACAGAGUCCGGCUGGGGCGUGUGCACCACAUCUGGAAUAGCUACGGAGAAACAAGUCGGGAGAAGCAUAACCUCGCUGAAACUCGUCCCAACUCUCAGCACUUUUUUACGGAUACUUCUACGCCUAUUUCUCUACUUGAAAAGAUGCUGCUCUUCCUGCUCGGAGUGCUCAUUUUGCACAUCAGCAUUCUCAUCCUUCUCAUCGUGUCGACGGCAACCAGUGCCUGGUCUGUGGAUGGGUUUAAGACCAUAGAUCUAUGGUACAGUUGCAUGACAGAGAACGGACUCUACCAAUGCAAGCCAGCCAGCAAUGACGACUGGAUCCAGGCCGUGCAAGCCCUCAUGAUCCUGUCCCUGCUCUUCUGCUUCUUCUCCCUCAUUGCAUUCUUGUUUCAGCUGUUCAAGCUGGUCAAGGGCGGACGCUUCUUCUUCACCGCCAUCUUCCAGAUCUUGGCUAGUGUGUUCGUGAUGUGCGCGGCGAUCAUCUACACGGUGAUGAGUCCCGAUACACCCGGCGUAAAAUUCGGCUACGCAUACGUGCUGGCGUGGGUGGCUUUCCCUCUGUGUCUCAUCAGCGGCCUCAUUUACAUCGUCCUGAGGAAGAAGGAAUGAGGAAAGAGAGCGGAGGAGGAAAGAGGAGGGGGUAGUAAGGUGACCCCUUACAACAACAUCACACUGAGCCUACUGCCCACAGACCAUCGACUGACAUCACAAACGAACAAAAGUGCAUGUGUCAUUUUAAACAUUAAAUGGAGACAUUUGUCACUGCUGGGGAUCCAUAUUUGCUGUAUUGCAGUAUCCAAUAUAUCCCCAUCACAUACAGGAAACCAUUACACCUGUUUGCUUUUUAUUGAUCAUGACAGUGUUGCUACACGUUCUCCUGCAGUGACAGAUUGUCUCCAAAAUGUGUUUAUAAGUGUGUUGGCGUGAGAUUGAUUUUUUUGUUGCCUUCUGGCACCCGACGUCCACGAAUCCAUCUUGUGGGAUAGCAAAGAUGAGCAAUCUCUGCCUUACUUCAGUACAAAGAUGUACAUAGUGUCUGUGGUUUUUAGACAUAUUUAUAACAUUUUUAAAUACAUUUUGUACAUAGGUGUUGUCAAGUUAACAUUGUCUUGCUCAUUUAAGUGAUUGAAUCGCUCACAAACUAUGCAGCUGUGCCAAAGAGAUGUCCCUUAGUCUGCCAGAGUAUGAAGCUUUGUUCAUUGUUGUGCCCAAUGCUUUGAAUCAUGUGCCUUACAUAGCGUAGCUGUAUUGUUCUUGAAGGAAAUGAGAAACCAUACAGACAUUUAAAAAGUAACCCUAAGGAGUCUUAAUCUACUCAUGAAGUUUUUCUGAAUUAUCCUUGUACUUCAUAUCCCUUUUUUUCUAGCAUUUUGUAAUCUAGUUUAAAAAAAAAUGGUGCUUUUUAUCUACUAUUCUUGUAUACCCUAUUUUCUGUUGCAACUAUGUCAUGUCCUGUGAUUUAUUUGCUAUGUACAAACCCCAGUUUGAUUUUUGUCAGUAUUCUUCAAAAUAAACCCUUUGAAAUAAA
Molecule: messenger RNA, 1549 nt
Organism: Pungitius pungitius (ninespine stickleback)
Lineage: Eukaryota; Metazoa; Chordata; Actinopteri; Perciformes; Gasterosteidae
Product: peripheral myelin protein 22-like
Exons: 5
Coding region: 163-630 (155 amino acids)
Cellular component (GO): plasma membrane
Source: RefSeq, a predicted model, not a curated record